Molecule: messenger RNA, 1434 nt
Organism: Cololabis saira (Pacific saury)
Lineage: Eukaryota; Metazoa; Chordata; Actinopteri; Beloniformes; Belonidae
Gene: tmem128
Product: transmembrane protein 128
Exons: 4
Coding region: 120-611 (163 amino acids)
Source: RefSeq, a predicted model, not a curated record
AGCAGGAAGCGCCUCACUAUUUAGCCUCCGCUAACGCUAAUCUGAGCUCUGAACUGUUUUAUACAGUUUGUGGUUUUGAAGUGAAAUAGUAUUGCGACAGUCUAUGGUUGAAAAAAAAAAUGCUGAAUGAUGGAGAUUUCACAACUCUACGAAACCGAUUUAAGAAAGAUGCAGAGUUUCUCUUGCAAGCGGCGUCAGCUGCAGAAGAUGAGAAAAGUCAGGAUGAAAAGGAUGGGAAACCACUACCUCGCAUUAACAAACACUCCAUUUUCUGGAUUCUGGCAUCUAUAGUUGUGACCUACUAUACAGAUUUUCUCAGUGUCAUCAUGAAAAGCGAUGAUGUCAAAAGCUGGUGGUUCAACAUCGGCCUGAUACUCCUUGGGAUCUGCUUGUCUCUGGCAAUGUUUUGUAUUGUGUACCUGGAAUGGUUCAAAGGCCUCCAGCACUAUGACCAAGAGUACCCUGCCAUUCCUCCCAUCACCACUGCAGCCUUCAUUGCUGCAUCAUGCAGCUUCAACAUUGCACUCUGGCCAGUGUGGUCCUUCUUCACUCCACUCAUUCUCUUCACACAGUUCAUGGGCGUUGUCAUGUUCAUCUCAAUGCUUGGAUGAGCACAAAAGAUGGGACUGAGUCCUUUUUUUCUCUUUUUUCAAAGAUUUUGAAAAAAUCUUCUUUUAUGACGGUUCACUCAGAAUUUAUUUUUAAUAAAAGGAAUUAACAUUUUAUGUAUUGUAUUUUACUUAAGUUCUUGAAAGGAUGCACCGGAAUGUGGACCAAGCUCCUUACCUGUGAUGUCAAUCAAUCUCCACGGAUGAAGUAAACCUUUUCUUUAUGUCUGCACUAAUCCUUUCAAAGUUUUCUAUCAUUAUUUAUUUGAAACUCUGGAUUGACCAGAUUUUCCACAACAUUGUUUGUCUGCUCGGGCAACCUGCACUAUCUCUAGAUGAUGAUGCUCAGAUGAUUGUUUCAGUUAGUAAACCAAUCGUGUGCAGCCGACAGUAACACCCCCAAAUGUAAACAUGCAAAGUGGCUGAUAAAGCAGUUUUCCACAGAAAAUGUCAUUCAUCUGUUUGUAUGAAUUAUUAAAAUGUAAUAUCACCAUAUAAGAUGUUUUUGGAGCUUGUAAAUAUGAAGUCCAGAGUUAACUUUGUGGACUGACAGCAAAUAUGUGCCGUGGUGUCAUCAAGUGCUGUUUUGCUUCAUUUGAACAGUUAUUAGCCACAGCUGAGGAACCUUUGACCAAGACACUGAAAUCCAUCCAAAUAAUCUGAAUUUCAAUUGAACUGGAGUACAAAUAGCCAUCACUCUCUACUUUUAUUAGUGUGUAUCUAAAUAGCUGUUAAUGGAGUGUAUUGAUAUCUUCAGGUUGUUUAAAUCCAGAGAGCACUUUUCUGUGUGUGUAAUAACGUGCUGGCUAAUAAAUUCUUUUUUAAA